CUUCGACCCUAAUGAUCCAUGUGGGAUGAUAUUGGUGGUUGCGGGAAUAAGAUGAUUGUUAGAAACGAUCAUGAGCGUUUAAUCGGGUAGAAUAAUGGGGCUUUUUCUGGGUCCAAAGGGACCAUUGAAGCUUGAGCUCAUUGCCCGGUUGUGCCUUGGUGCGUGAGAACAAGCAUCUUUCAAGUCUUAAUCCUGUCCGUCGGGAGCACAUGUCAAGAUUGGGCUUGUCAUUCCGCAGACUGAAAGAAUACACUGUCUGGCCCUCAAUCUUACGGCUUCCUCCCCAGGAACAUCCAUCUUCACCUACUCUGAAAUCGGCAGGAAGAUGGCCAGCUUGUCUUACCUUGGUUUCUUUUUGCUUCUGGUCCUCGUAGCAUGCGGCUGCGAGGCCAAGACCGUCACCUACGACUUCAAUGUCACCUGGGUCACCGCAAACCCCGAUGGCUUACAGGAGCGAAAGGUUGUCGGCAUCAAUGGACAGUGGCCGCUGCCUGUAAUUGAAGUCGACAAGGGGGACCGGCUGGUUGUGAACAUGGACAACCAGCUUGGCGACAAGUCAGCUUCCAUCCAUUUCCAUGGCAUGUUCCAGAACGGCACGAAUGAGAUGGACGGACCUUCGAUGGUCACUCAAUGCCCAGUGAAUCCGGGCUCAAGCAUCACCUACAACUUCACUGUCGACCAGAGCGGCACCUACUGGUACCAUUGCCAUACUGAAUAUUGCUAUCCGGAUGGUUAUCGACAGGCAUUGAUCGUCCACGACGACGAGGCAUUUUUUGCGAAGGACUACGACGAAGAGAUUGUGCUCACCAUGACCGACUGGUACCACGAGCUGGUGGAAGAUCUCGAAGCUAAAUUCAUGUCGCUUUACAACCCUUCUGGAGCAGAGCCUAUUCCUGGCUCAUUUCUAGUCAACGACACCAUGAACUCCAGUAUAUCUGUGAAGCCAGACACGACAUAUCUGAUCAGGCUGAUCAAUUACGGAGCUUUCGUUGGCCAAUAUUUCUACAUUGAGGACCACACCUUCAAGAUUGUUGAAGUCGAUGGCGUUUAUACAGAGCCAAAGGAGGCCAGCAUGCUCUACAUAUCUGUCGCGCAACGCUACGCCAUUCUUCUCACAACCAAAAACUCAACCGAGAAGAACUACCCAAUUGUUACGGUCGCCGACUCCAGUCUUCUUGAUACCAUCCCGGAUGCCCUCAAACUGAACAACACCAAUUGGCUCGAGUACGACAAAAAGGCAUCGCAUCCUCAGGGCGUCGUCAAAACCGAUGACAGCACCACUCUGAAUCCAUUUGACGACUUUGAGCUCGUUCCAUACGACAAGAUGGAACUACUCCCGGACCCAGACAUGGAAAUUGAUGUCACUGUGUACAUGAAGAACCUCAUGACCGGGUUCAACUAUGCGUUCCUCAACAACAUUAGCUACACGGCCCCCAAGGUUCCAGCAUUGUACACAGUCCUGUCGUCUGGCGACGCGGCUGGGAACGCCUCCAUCUACGGCGACUUUACUCACCCUGUUGUCCUCAAGCACAAUGACGUUGUUCAACUGGUGUUGAACAACGCGGACAGCGGAUCUCACCCUUUUCACCUCCACGGCCAUCAGUUCCAGGUCAUCGACCGCCAGCCGCCCUACGGUCCUACGUUUUAUGACUAUUUGAACGGUGACCCUAUCCCAUACGACCCGAAGAACCAUUCCAGCUUCCCAAAGUACCCUUCAAGAAGAGACACGAUUGUGCUCCCUCCGCAGGGAUACUUGGUCAUCCGCUUCGUGGCUGACAACCCUGGAGUCUGGAUUUUCCACUGUCACAUCGACUGGCAUUUGUCUUCAGGUCUGGCCAUGCUCAUGAUUGAAGCCCCAGAAAAGAUCCAGGAGCGAGUCACCAUUCCCGAUAACCACUACGAAGUUUGCAAAGAAGCGGGAGUCGCCUACAAGGGAAAUGCAGCAGCGAACACGGAAGAUUUCUUUGACUUGUCUGGACAGAAUGAACAGCCUGCGUGGAUCCCAGCCGGCUUCACCACACGUGGAAUCGUAGCGCUUGUGUUUUCGGUUAUUUCUGCAGUUAUUGGCAUUAUUAGUAUUGUCAUCUAUGGCUUGGCGGAUAUUAAGCACAGGAAAGACCCGGGGUUUGCUGCCCCUCCAAGCGAUCCAGACGAGGUCGUUGUUGAGCGGAGCUCGGCCAGGCCAACAAAGGAGUAGUUUGUUGACAAUUUUGUGGAUGUUCAAGAUACCAAUUCUAUUUUCUCCUGUAUUGAGAGGAUUCGAUACUACCGCUGGAGUGACAACUAUGUUCACGGACAGGUGGAGGAUGAGGAAGAAUGCAGGUCGUUGAUAUAUCUGUGGGUGUAUGUGGCAAAUGAAUUUAGAGCGUCUGGGAGCGGAUUGAGAUAGCGAAUCAAUGCGUGAAUUUAUUCUUAA
Molecule: messenger RNA, 2416 nt
Organism: Ilyonectria robusta
Lineage: Eukaryota; Fungi; Ascomycota; Sordariomycetes; Hypocreales; Nectriaceae
Product: Cupredoxin
Exons: 1
Coding region: 326-2197 (623 amino acids)
Biological process (GO): cellular response to iron ion starvation; reductive iron assimilation
Cellular component (GO): high-affinity iron permease complex
Molecular function (GO): ferroxidase activity; copper ion binding
Source: RefSeq, a predicted model, not a curated record